AUGACUCGACCCAACGAAGGAGGCGUCUACGGCACGCCGCUGCUCGCCAAGCCCGAAGAUACCGUCGACGCCGCCGAACGCGGCCGCUCCAACGGCACCCUCACGCCCACCCGCGGCGGCACCACGUCCAACACCACGAGCCGCCCGACCCUCUCGCGCCGCUCCACGGCCAUGCGCUCGCGCAGCCCGCGCGGCUUCGCCGCCGAGCAGGCCGCGCGCAAGAAGUACACCUACGCCGCCUUCUUCCUCGCCGUCUCGCUCGUCGCCUUUUGCGCGCAGACGGAGCUCAGCGCGCACAUCCAGCACGACCUCGGCUGGGACAAGGCCUACUGCAUGAUGUACCUGACCCACGGCAGCUGGGUCGUCCUCUGGCCCGCCCAGCUGCUCGUCCUGCGCCUGCGCCGCCUCGACCAGCCCUGGCCGGUCUUUUGGCGCCGCCACACCCAGCUGCUCAAGACCACGGCGCUCAUGGUCGAGGCGCAGACGCUCGACGUGUUCGGGGCGAGCCUGGGGUACACGGCGCGCUCGGCGCGGUACAUGCUCAGGGUGACGGCGAUGGUGACGACGGCGCUGACGGUGGCGGGGCUGAGCUGGUACGUGGCGGUGAGCAUGACGACGCCGUCGGACUUGACGGCCAUUUACAACUGCUCGGCCUUCUUCGCGUACGCCUUCUCGGUGCCGCUGCUGCGCGAGCCGCUGCGCUUCGACAAGUCCGUUGCUGUGCUCAUCGCCAUCGUCGGCGUCCUUGUCGUCGCGUACGGCGACACCGGCGGUGCCGAAGCCGGCGCAUCCUCGUCCGGCCCCGACGCCUCCUCCGAGAACCGCUUCCUCGGCAACGUGGUCAUCGGCUUCGGCUCCGUCCUCUACGGGCUGUACGAGGUCAUGUACAAGCGCUACGCCUGCCCGCCCGACGGCGUCUCGCCGGGCCGCGGCAUGAUCUUCGCCAACACCUUUGGCUCCCUCAUCGGCCUCUUCACCCUCACCGUCCUCUGGGUCCCGCUCCCCGUCCUCCACCUCCUCGGCUGGGAGCGCUUCCGCCUCCCCGACGCCGCCACCGCGCGCCUCGUCCUGCUCGCCGUGCUCUGCAACGCCGUCUUCAGCGGCUCCUUCCUCGUCCUCAUCAGUCUCACCUCGCCGGUGCUCUCCUCGGUCGCCGCGCUCCUCACCAUCUUCAUCGUGGCGCUGGCGGACUGGGCGCUGACGGGGCGCCCGCUGAGCGGCGCGGCGAUGCUGGGCGGGUCGAUGAUCGUGGUGGCGUUCCUGGCGCUGAGCUGGAGCACGUACCGCGAGAUGACGGAGCACGAGGCGCAGAAGCUGGCGGUCGACUUGACGGACAGCGACGACGAGGAUGCCAACAUGAGCGGCAGCGAUGCAUGA
This is a messenger RNA of Cordyceps fumosorosea ARSEF 2679, 1377 nucleotides long. RefSeq names its product Drug/metabolite transporter. The record is from RefSeq and is a predicted model, not a curated record. NCBI's taxonomy places the organism in Eukaryota, Fungi, Ascomycota, Sordariomycetes, Hypocreales, Cordycipitaceae. The coding region runs from base 1 to 1377 and encodes 458 amino acids. The transcript has a single exon.